UGCCUAACAAGAUUAGCAGGGACGGGACCCUUCGCUGCAGCCACGCCGCGGCCGCCAGCACCGGUGAGAAAAGCCGUCAGGCGCUGGGUUUGCCGAGGUUUAUCCAACGGUGGAUUAUAAACUUUUAAUGGGAAAUUCUGCACGGCAUGUCCAGUGAGAUGGCAUCAGACAGCGAGGUAAAAACCCUACUGAACUUCGUCAACCUGGCCUCCAGUGAUAUCAAAGCAGCCCUGGAUAAAUCAGCUCCUUGUCGCCGGUCGGUUGACCACAGAAAAUACUUGCAAAAGCAGCUCAAGCGGUUCUCGCAGAAGUACGCUCGGACUCCUCGGUGCCAUCCCAGCAAACCCCUUGAGAGUGGCUGGCGCAGGGCAGCUGAGGACCGGGGCCGUGGUCCCCAGCCUGAGACGCCUGACCUCAGUUCCCAUGCAGGGGCUGCUGCUGAGAAGAUGCUGCAGACAUUCGAGGCAGAGGAGAGCCUCGCUGGGGAACAGGUUUUGCAGGAGCAAAAUGCAGAGGCCACCAGGCCGGACCAGGUGCCCAUGAGGAAGCGACAGCUCCCUGCCUCCUUCUGGGAAGAGCCAAGACCAGCCCAGAGUCUGCCAGCCAGGGCCUUUCCCUCUGGCCCUGAGGGGCUCCCAGCCCCCAGAGACCCUCCUUCCUAUGAGGGGAAGAAAAGCAAACAGAGCCCAGAUGCUGCCGGCCCAGAGAGCUCCCCUGAGCCUGCCCCACAUGCUGGGGAGAAGGACCCUGCUGGGGUCCUCUCAGGCCAGGUGGGUGCGUGGACCUGCUGCCCCUUCCCCUGCCCUGGGCCAGGGGUGUACCAGCCCCCAGGUGCACUUCCCCCCUCGCCCUUCCAAGGGCUGGGUCUAUGGAGGAAGAGUGCAGCCACGUUGCCCAUGGAGAUGCCGCACUUCUGCAAGGAGGCUGACGGCAUGGGGCAGAAGCUACACCGACCUGUGGUUUUGAAACCCAUCCCCACUAAGCCUACUGUUGCCCCACCAAUCUUCAAUGUUUUCAGCUAUCUUUAGCCAGGGUGCUGUUGGAGGCACGCUGAACACAACAGCUCCUGAGAAUAAAUCGAAACGCCUGGUCAGGCACCAGUUGUGAGCUGCUGGCAGCGUGGAGUGGCAGGGGGAAGGAGGCCAACAAUCUCACCCUCUUCCUCGUGGGCAGCUGGAGUGAAUUAGUAAUCGUUGUGAAGCAACUUAGACCUCCACUCUCCUCUCAGUACAUGGGUGUAAACUGGGAAUAAGUCUUACGAAGCCAGUGGCAGGGAGCAUGAGGCAAACUAGGGCUCUUUCAUUGAUGGGCAUUGUCUGAGCCACAGUGAGUGGGGCUGCGAGCCAUUCAUAGCUGCACUUGUAACACCUAGGAGAUCUCCUCCAUGUGGGAACAUCUUUCCAGGGUUGCCCUGUGGCAGUGGCAGCGAAAUGAAUUUAACCCAUUCAAAGGGGUUUUGUAUUUUAAAGUAAUUCCAGAGAAGUCAAGAUAUUCAGGUCACUUCCUUUUCUGCCCAAGAGACUGGAAGGACAUUAUUUAAUGUAGAAACUACACUUGUGAAUAGAUUUAAGGUCUUUUUGUAUGUAAAUAUGGAGAUAAUUAAAAGAAUAAGGGAAGAAAGGAGGUAAUUUUAUUUUGGUGACUCUGCAGAUGCAAUCUGUUUAUAUUUGCCCCACUGGGUAGACACAGGUUUGAUUUUGCAACUGGUGGGAGUGACAUAAAGCAAAAGUAAUUCUUCUGGGUCUGGGAAAUUACUUAAUGUUAAGCUGGUGCAGAUGGACGCAGAAUAAAUUUCCAUGUCAGGAACUGUUUUGUAUCAGCAGAACAAAUGAGAAACUGUAUUAGUUGAAUAAAAAAACAUAAAAUUUGAUAAAUGAAAAAAAGUGUAUAGAGUAGCCUGCCUUGAUUUGUGGCUCACAGACAUCUUUAUUUUGUCUGACUUCAAGAUACUAAUACAAGACCUGGCUGCAAAUGAUUUUCCUGGUAUCUUCCCAAUUAUUUUUAACAAAUUGAUGUUAGAAAAGUUAAUAGGGCAUUAAAAAAAGAUAUAUUUAUCUUAAUCCCAUAAAGAAAGUGAUUCUAAAGCACAUAGCAUGGGAUCUGAAAGAUGUAAUACUGCAGGACUAUGCCUCUAUUCAGUUAUACUGAAGUAAACUAAACCUGCUUCACUGAAUCUAAUGGGGACUUCUAGGAUUCAAUAAGAAAUGACCUUGAUUGGCUUGGUUUCUGGCUAGUAUAGCUCCCUGUGACUUUGGGUAUCUCCAUAACAGGAAAUGUCAUGAAAAAAAUAUUUUAUGCAUAAAAUUUUAAUAUUUGGAUCUCCUGAUAGGACUUGGUGCUGUAUAAUCAGGCUGCAACUUUCAGUAGGAUAUGAACUACUCUCAGGUUAAAAGUAGUUCAUUCUCUCCCCAAACCUCAGAAGUACAUCUGGUUGUAAUGUGUUAGUCUAGCAGGCCAAAAAUAGAAACAGAGAUGGCUUUUAUUGCUUUCCCUUUG
Molecule: messenger RNA, 2496 nt
Organism: Pogoniulus pusillus (Red-fronted tinkerbird)
Lineage: Eukaryota; Metazoa; Chordata; Aves; Piciformes; Lybiidae
Gene: FAM181A
Product: family with sequence similarity 181 member A
Exons: 2
Coding region: 147-1028 (293 amino acids)
Source: RefSeq, a predicted model, not a curated record